Molecule: messenger RNA, 1570 nt
Organism: Punica granatum (pomegranate)
Lineage: Eukaryota; Viridiplantae; Streptophyta; Magnoliopsida; Myrtales; Lythraceae
Source: RefSeq, a predicted model, not a curated record
UGCGCUAACAGCCGCCACCUUAACCGCCAUCCUGCGUUAAGAAUUCAGAUAUACAUUGUGCCCAAGUAAUCAUUGGGGAAUUAAAUCAUACUCGUAUAAACGGACAUCGAACAUCCUCUAUCAGCCUAACAUGGAGCAUCCUUAUAAGAGUCCAACGGUUGAAUGAAAGGUGAUGAAGGGACCAUUUAAGAUUUUCUUGGAUCAAAGAUUCCGAGCCAGAUUUUUUUGUUAAAUGCUUUAAACAGCAGUGGAGGAUCCAAAUCCAAUUUUCCGAAAAGUUCAGGCCCUCGAGGAUAAAUAUCAUAAUAGUCAGUCCUCCGAGUACGAAUAUUGCAAAGGUAGAGGAGCCGCCGCGGGAACACCGACCUUCCACUUCAAACCGGUGCAGGUCGACGACGCGGAAGCUGGAAGUUCCUCUGCUGCUUCCUCUCCGACGGCGACUGGGAAACCAUGAGAUUGGGAACAAUCACGUCGUCAAUCGCUUUGACUUGUUUUCCCGGUCUCCGCCGCCGCCCCAGCUUCCUCUCUCCCCAGUUCUCUUCGUUCUCCCCUUCCCCAUUCCCUUCCCGUGGUGAGGUCAGUCGCAUGGAUUGGAGGAUAAUGUCACAGAAUGUAUCGUUUUCUUCUACACCGGCGGCCCCAGUCGAUUCAUCUGAAUUGCCGGCAAUGGAGGUCAAGAAGCAGCAGCAGCACCCGUGGUUGGUCAUCGGCCUCGGAAACCCCGGGAAGAGGUACCAGGGCACCCGCCACAAUGUAGGUUUCGAGUUGGUUGACGCUAUUGCUGAAGCUCAUGGGAUACCUGUGAAAAGUGUUAAUUUCAAAGCCUUAUUCGGAAAAGGUUUUAUUGGAAACGUUCCGGUUAUACUUGCCAAACCUCAAACGUUCAUGAACAUUAGUGGCGAAUCAGUCGCACCCAUUGUUUCAUACUAUAAGAUACCGUUAAAGCAAGUAUUAGUGAUAUAUGAUGACUUGGAUUUGCCAUUCGCAAAAUUGCGUUUAUUGCCAAAAGGUGGACAUGGCGGGCAUAAUGGGAUGAGAAGUAUAAUUGAUCGUUUCAAAGGAAGCCGUGAUUUUCCUCGUUUAAGAAUAGGUAUUGGGCGGCCACCUGGUAAAAUGGAUCCAGCCAGCUUUGUUCUUGCCUCAUUCAGUAGACAAGAGCGCGAAGAGUUGGAUUUUGCAUUACAACGUGGCGUAGAAGCAGUGAGGAUUCUCGUUCUUGACGGUUUUGAAAGAAGUGCAACAUUUGUCAACAGUGCCAAAUCCAUGGAACAACUUAGUUAAAUUUAACCAAGAUCGGAACAUCAUGAGCAACCUAAGCCCUUGAUUUGAUCGUUGCUUCGUGGUGAACUGCUGCAAAGUUAAUGUUGUCUGAGAAGAAAAUUAUGAUGGAGAUUAGUUUGAAACAACUACAGCUGGGGAAGGCACUGCAAGAUGUCUCAAUAUACCAAUUCUUUAAUAUUGAAAGAUAAAACAAUGAUUCAUAGUUCAUUUUUUUUAUUUGAUUAGAGUUAAAGUUGUGAACAGAAUCCCAAUUGAGGUAUAAUGAGUUUUGUUUCCGCAUUUUCUUCAA